Messenger RNA from Agrilus planipennis (emerald ash borer), 1509 nucleotides. RefSeq names its product coiled-coil domain-containing protein 102A-like. The record is from RefSeq and is a predicted model, not a curated record. The transcript is spliced from 5 exons. Bases 231 to 1457 code for a protein of 408 amino acids. Lineage: Eukaryota; Metazoa; Arthropoda; Insecta; Coleoptera; Buprestidae.
AGCAUUCAUUAGCGAUUGGCUGAAUACACAUGCAGUGUAUAUUACCUAAAAUAUCAAAGGUUUCCGAAAAUUUUUAACCGAAAUCUUGUUUAUUUUGAUGAAUUUAAUGAUAAGAAGUUUUAUUACCCAUGCGAAUAGUUUUUGUAUUUUUUUCUGUGAAUUGAUUGUUAUUAAUCCAGUCAAGUAAUUAGUGAUAAUAUGGUGGAUAUUUCUAAAAAUAAGAAAUAUAAAUGGCUCAAAGUACAGGUGGAACUUCUUCUCGACGUAUAAUCCGAGACCAUGAAACAUCAUCAAUUUCAUCAAGAUAUGCAGAUACAGAAUGGGAAGCAAAAGAAGCUCUACGACAACGUGAGCUAGAAGAAGCAAGGGCUAGAGCUGCACAAAUGGAGAAAACUAUGAGAUGGUGGUCUGAUUGUACAGCAAACUGGAGAGAAAAGUGGAGUAAAGUUCGUAAUGAGAGAAAUAAAGCAAGAGAAGAAGCAAAACUUUUACGGACGAAAUUAGAAGCUGCUUUAAAAGAUGGUAAUUGUUAUAUCAGAGAAAAACAAGAAAUGGAGUUUCAAAAUGAGCAAUUAAAAAAAGAAAUUGAAAAGAUACAUUUACUUUUAUUAAAACAUGCUGGACAGUUUGAAAGUCAAAUAUUAGAAGCUUUAGGAGAUGAUCCUUUGAAAGACUUUAAUUUCAGUAUUAAUCAUGAGCAAACCACUGUUAAAGAAAAAGAGAUUCAAGAUAGUUCUAAUAUUACAACACAGCAGGAAUGUGAUAGUACAGCUACAUCUCUAUUAUGUAUAGAGAAAGAUUCAUGUAUAGAAGAGUAUAUUUUACAAGGAGCAGUGCCUAAAUAUAUUUCUGAGCCCAAAGAAGAUGAAGUUACUGAUUUUGAUAAUUUGCCUAAUAAAGCAUGUGACGAGAAAGAUGAUAAUGAGGAAGAUUGUUGGUCUCAAAAAGUUUCUAUGCUACAACUUAAGUUAGAAGAAACCACUAAAACUUUACAGGUAGAAAGAGAAGAAAAAUCACAACUCCUUCGAAAUGUAGAAAAAUUAUCAAAUGAAUUGCAAGAAAUGAAAGAAAAAUGCGAAGAAUUGAGACAGUCUAGACAAGAUGCCGUCAGAGAAUUGUUAUCUCUUCAGGAUCAGCAUCAAGAAGAAAUUAUAUUAAUUAAAGCAGAUCUACAAGAAGAAGCAGCAUCACGAGGAGGAAUGGAUAGAAGGAUAAAUGAUUUAAGAUCUGAGCUAGAACGGUUGCAGGCAGAAAAUGCUUCUGAAUGGGGCAAGAGAGAACGACUUGAGACUGACAAAUUAUCGUUAGAGCGAGAAAAUAAAAAACUUCGGGCUGAAUUGCGAGAAAUUCAGGAAAGGUUGGAGAAAAAAGAAAGACCAUUGUCAAAUUCUGACGCAGAAUUUCGACAAAUACAGCAAGAAUUAUCUGAUAAAAAUAAAGUGAGUAGUAUGCAAUAAGUAGGCUGUGGUCAGAUAGGGAUAUGAACUGCCCCUCCCCUCCCGAGUUGUA